AUGGAUAAAUUUGUAAUUCGGAAAAGUGGUCAAAUUAAUAUACAUGAAGACAUGACAACGUCACAGAUACCUUCAACUUCAAACACGGAGGAAAACUCCCGUAAAAGAAAGAAAUCCGAAUUUAUUGGUCGAAGGUAUGAUGAAAAUUAUUUAAAAUUUGGAUUUUGUGCUUUUAAUAUGGGAGAUCAUAACAAUUUGGUUCAACCACAAUGUGUAGUCUGUGGAGAAUUGCUCGCAAAUGAAAGUUUAAAACCAUCAAAAUUAAAAAGGCAUUUAGAUACAAAACAUCCAAAUUUAAAAGAAAAACCUAUAGAGUACUUCGAAUCAUUAAAACCUAACUUUCAUAAAAAUCAAAAAAUUAUAAAAAAAUAUUCAUCAGUUUCGCAGUCGGCUUUAAAAGCAUCAUUUUUGGUCUCGUAUAGAAUUGCAAGAUGUUUGAAACUAUAUACCGUCGGGGAAGAACUAAUAUUACCUGCUGCUAUUGAAAUGUGUACGGAAAUGAUAAAUGAAAAAGUUGCAAACCAAUUAAAAAAUAUUCCUCUCUCUGAUACUACAGUCGCUAGACGUAUAUCACUUAUUAGUAAUGAUUUAAAAUUGCAACUUUUGUCUCGGUUAACAGGGAAAUUCUCUUUACAACUUGACGAGAGCACCGAUAUUGCAAACGAAGCGAUUUUGCUUACAUAUGUAAGGUAUUUUUAUAACAACAAAAUCCACGAGGAUAUACUCUUCUCCUCAAAACUUGAAACUUCAACUACUGGAAAAAACAUUUUUGACACGUUAGUGAACUUUUUUACUAACAAUAACGUAGAUUUAAAAAAUUGUAUUUCUAUAACAACUGAUGGGGCAGCUGCUAUGACUGGAAAACACGUCGGCCUAGUAAAAUUAGUAAAAGACAUUGUUCCAAGUUUAAAGUGGACACACUGCAUUAUACAUCGAGAAGCACUUGCAUCAAAAAAAAUGCCCAAAACAUUGACUGACGUCUUAGCACAAAUUGUAAAAAUUAAAUGGGUUCAUUCCAUGAAUCUCUAUUGUUACACACCGAAGUACGCUGGUUAUCAAGAGAAAAAACUUCGUAUUAUAAAAGCUCGAGUAUCUUCUGGAAAUAUUGAUAAUUUCACCAACGUUAGUGAGUUUUUAGAAGAAGAUUCUUCAAUCAAGUUCGAAGACAUUUCUGAAUUAGUAAACGAACAUUUGACAAACUUAGAACAAUUAUUUAACCAAUAUUUUCCUGAGGAUAUUCGUGUAAAUUAUGAGUGGAUUGAACAACCAUUCGCAGUAGAUAUAAUGACAGUGUUUAAAGUUUUUCAAUCUUAA
Messenger RNA from Acyrthosiphon pisum (pea aphid), 1314 nucleotides. Its product is annotated as SCAN domain-containing protein 3-like. The coding region runs from base 1 to 1314 and encodes 437 amino acids. NCBI's taxonomy places the organism in Eukaryota, Metazoa, Arthropoda, Insecta, Hemiptera, Aphididae. The transcript is spliced from 4 exons. Gene Ontology annotation, molecular function: DNA binding. The record is from RefSeq and is a predicted model, not a curated record.